UAGGAUGGGCCCUUCUCGACAGCGGUAUAUUGUACCAUGUCUACAGCGCAAUUGUAAAAGCAACUGUAGCUUUUCUAAUUUGUUGCGAAGUUUGGCAAUUGCUCAGUGAGUCAAGCAACUUGGAUGGUAUCAUUGAAAACGUGAACGUUACUCUGAUGCACUUCAUUGCUCUUUAUAGAUACAAAAAUAUGCGCGAAAACAAAGCAAUUUACAAGAGAUUAGCUUCAGCUAUGGAAUCCCCCUAUUUUGAUACAUCUACACCCAAACGCAAGGCGUUGGUCAAUUUUUGGGCAUCCAGAAACGAAAAAUUUCUAAAACUGCUUCUAGCCUUGGGUUCCUGCACUUUGGGGGCUUGGAACAGUUAUCCAUUGGUCGACGACAUUGACUACAACCUCAUGGUGUCAGCUCGAUUUCCAUUUCAUUACCAGACACCCAUACGGUUCCCCAUAUGUUACGUGACAGUAUUGAUAGUGUUUAACUACGCCUCCCUGUUCGUGAUGGUCAACGAUCUGGUCAUGCAAGCUCAUCUCAUGCAUCUUCUGUGUCAGUAUACCGUGCUGUCGGAUUGCUUUGAGGGCAUUAUUGUUGAUUGUAUGGAUGAUAAAAAUCCAAUGAACCUAAAGAAAUUGGUGAUUACGGAUUCUUUCCAAGAAAUAUAUUUGAAGCGACUCAGAAACUUGGUGGAACAACACAAAUUAAUUUUAAAUAACACAAUGGAUCUAAAGCACUCGCUCAGUGCACCGAUGCUCGGUCAACUGGCGGCGAGCGGUAUGCUUAUAUGUUUCGUCGGCUACCAAGCUACCACAACUGCUGGUCCUAAUAAAGUAAAAUUUUUCAUGAGUCUCUUGUAUUUAAUGUACAAUCUCUUCGAACUGUUUAUAUUUUGCAAAUGGUGCGAUGAAAUCAAGUUACAGAGUGAGAACAUCGGCAAGUCGCUGUACUGUUCCGGCUGGGAGCUCGGCCUAGCCAACGCACCAGGAGUGCGCGCCAGCCUGCUCAUCAUAGCCAGCCGAGCGCGCCGGCCGCUCGUGCUGACUGCGGGCGGCUUGUUUGACCUCUCUCUGGCGUCAUAUACCACUUUAAUUAAAACAUCUUACUCUGCAAUCACCGUGUUACGAAGAUUUCAACAGAAUUAAAAAUAAUUUAGGCAACUUUACCAUAGGCUAUUUUGAUUAGAAUCUUACUGAGCUUUAGGGUGAUUAUUAAAACCAUAAUAAAGAAUUGAUAACCGUUAAUAUUUUCUCAAUUAU
Molecule: messenger RNA, 1250 nt
Organism: Bicyclus anynana (squinting bush brown)
Lineage: Eukaryota; Metazoa; Arthropoda; Insecta; Lepidoptera; Nymphalidae
Gene: Or-64
Exons: 8
Coding region: 156-1136 (326 amino acids)
Biological process (GO): detection of chemical stimulus involved in sensory perception of smell; sensory perception of smell
Cellular component (GO): plasma membrane
Molecular function (GO): olfactory receptor activity; odorant binding
Source: RefSeq, a predicted model, not a curated record